UUUGCAUCCCUAAUUUACCGGCGGCGCUGCACUACUUGUGCAUUUGUUUUGCAAAUUUGCAGCAAGUUGGUUGGGUUUCUUUGUUAAAAUAUAAAUUUUUUCAACUGAAAGACAUGAAAUCUGCAACUCAUGUUGCCCUCUUCGCCAUUUUGGCGACGUUGGCACUAUUUGUAACAGCCGAUGCAAAGAAGUCUCGCAAAUUGAAGUAUGCAAGAAGUUUUAUCAAUCCAUAUCCACGCUUUGAAGAAUAUAACGAUGGUGGCGAUCCUGGCGAACCACUAUUCCUUACGCCUCUUAUCAAUGACGAUAAGAUACCAAAAGAACAGGUACGACAAAAAGCUCUCGUACUUGGCAGUCAGUUCCAUAAGGUAGAGAGCUAUGCUGGGUAUUUAACGGUUGAUGCAGCUCGCAAGUCGAAUAUGUUCUUCUGGUAUUUCCCCGCUGAGCAGGAUCCCUCCUAUGCGCCAGUAGUUUUAUGGUUACAAGGUGGGCCGGGCGCGUCUUCGUUGUUUGGUUUGUUUGCAGAAAAUGGGCCAUUUGAGUUUGACUCCCACGGUCAUUUGCAAAAGCGCAAUUACACAUGGAGUAGCACACACAAUCUUAUAUACAUUGACAACCCAGUUGGUACGGGUUUCAGCUUCACCGGAAGCGAUGAUGGCUACGCACGAAAUGAAAAAGAUGUCGGACGCAAUCUUCAUGAGGCAGUGAUGCAAUUAUACGAACUCUUUGAAUGGAGAAAUUCGACCGGUUUCUGGAUAACCGGUGAAUCCUAUGCCGGUAAAUACGUACCAGCUUUGGCGUAUCACAUUCAUUUGGCACAAAAUGCCAUUGAUACACGUAUGUACAUUCCGCUAAAAGGUUUAGCUAUAGGCAAUGGACUUUCUGAUCCUUUACAUCAGCUCAAAUAUGGUGAUUACUUAUAUCAAUUGGGCUUAAUCGACGAUCAUGGCUUGAAAGAGUUCCAUAUUCAAGAAGAGAAGGGCAAAAAAUGCAUUGAACAGCAUGAUAUGGAAUGCGCAUUUGAAGUAUUCGACGGUCUUGUCAAUGGCGAUCUUACAAAUGGUUCAAUUUUUCACAACCUUACUGGUUAUAAUUUCUAUUACAACUAUUUGAAGACCGAUAGUGACGAACCAUCUGAAGUACUUGGCAAUUUUAUUCAAUCGUCAGUAACUCGGCGGGCAAUUCACGUCGGUAACAUGACAUUCCACGAUCUAGACAAAGAGAAUAAAGUGGAAAAGUUUUUGAAAAAGGAUGUUAUGGAUACUGUAGCACCAUGGAUAGCGGAACUUUUAAAUGAUUACAUUGUUUGCAUAUAUAGUGGUCAGUUAGAUAUAAUUGUCGCCUAUCCUUUGACACGCAACUACUUGAAGCAUUUGAAGUUUGCUGAUGCUGAUAAAUACAAAAUAGCGGAGCGGCAAAUUUGGCGCGUGGAAGGAGAAAUAGCCGGAUAUGCCAAACACGCUGGUCACUUAAUUGAAAUUUUGGUUCGCAACGCUGGGCAUAUGGCGCCUGGUGACCAACCUAAAUGGUUGCAAUGGAUGAUUCACCAUUUGACUCACUACAAAAAAGUGGUAUAAACAUGUAGUCCAGUAACUGAUAGUAGAGCAAUCGCACCACUACUACUCGUUUUUCUCAAAUACCUACAUACAUAUUUUUUAUAAAUAAUAAUAGAACUUUAUUGAUUGUACGAACUUAAUACAACCAAAGAAUUCAUGUUGUUAUUAAAGAUAAAUUAAAUAAAGGGAGUUUACCUAUAUAUGUAUAUAU
Molecule: messenger RNA, 1767 nt
Organism: Rhagoletis pomonella (apple maggot)
Lineage: Eukaryota; Metazoa; Arthropoda; Insecta; Diptera; Tephritidae
Product: venom serine carboxypeptidase
Exons: 2
Coding region: 114-1577 (487 amino acids)
Biological process (GO): proteolysis
Molecular function (GO): serine-type carboxypeptidase activity
Source: RefSeq, a predicted model, not a curated record